UCUGCGUGGAGUAAAUGGAUAGAUACUUUUCAUACACAGUCAGGCACACACACACCAACAGUAAUUCAGUCAACAGACAAUAAUGAUUCUAAAAAGAACCGAGAGCAAGAGUUCGAGAGGCGUGAGAACCUCAUCGUUGACUACUCAGCUAUCUCGCUACUCAUUCAACAGCACACAUACAUGCGUACAUACAUACAUAGCGCCUGAACCACCUACCUCGUGACAAGGGGGGGAAAAAGACAAGGGUAAUGCCCUCUUCCUUUUUUUUUCUUUUCGUUCUCCGUCACACCCUCUCUGAAGCGAAACAUGAAAGAGACCUCCCGAGGACAUGGCAGUCCUUAUCCACCUUUUCUUUUGCGUCCGUCCUUCCGUCCGUCUUGUCUCACAAACCCUAUAGAAGAAGAGAAGAAAAAAGAAGUAGAAGUAGAAGAAAACAGUAAAACAGUAAAAAAAAAAAAAGAAGGAGAAAGCUCCCUUCCGCUUUUCUUUGAAGCAGUAGUGGAGAUAUCGAAGGCAAGACAGAAUAAAACCCUUCCACCAGUCAUGGUUUCCUUUCUUCGCCAUUAUUUCCUCGCCCCUUCCCUUCCCUUCCACCCAAAAAGAAGACAUUUCUCUGGAUAUAUUGAUUGUAGCCGAAAGGGGACCAUACCCUUAAAAAAUAAACCUGAAGCCAGAGACCAACCAACCAGGUAA
Messenger RNA from Periconia digitata, 693 nucleotides. Lineage: Eukaryota; Fungi; Ascomycota; Dothideomycetes; Pleosporales; Periconiaceae. The record is from the annotation of a GenBank genome assembly.